CUUUCCUCUAAGCUCCAACCUGUCUGUUAGUUUUAAUUUCUCUCUCUAUUUUUCCAUUCUACCAAACAACUCAAUCCUGCGCCACUCUAUUUUUCAACUGCUGCUUCUACACAUUAACAAUGCAGACGAGAACGGUUCAAGUAAAGAAUGUUUCAGAUCUAGCUACUGAAAGAGAGAUUCACGAGUUCUUCUCUUUCUCUGGUGAUAUUGAACUCAUUCAGAUCCAACGAGAAUCUGGACAGCCAAAGACAGCUUUUGUUACAUUCAAGGACCCUAAAGCGCUUGAAAUUGCCUUGUUAUUAUCGGGAGCAACAAUUGUAGACCAGAUUGUAAGCAUAACUCCAGUUGAAAACUACGUGCCCAUCCUUGAAACUCAUGUAAUAACAGUGGUGGACAGUGAUGUAUCUGUAAAUCCUGCUGAAUAUAAUGAGGCUAGAACAAGCCCAUCUAAUAGUGGAAGAAUUUAUGCUAGCAAAGCACAAGAAGUUGUUACGAAUAUGCUGGCAAAAGGCUCAGCAAUAAGGCAAGAUGCAGUGAACAAGGCUAAAGCAUUUGACGAGAAACAUCAGUUGACAGCCAGUGCAUCAGCAAAGGUUAUUUCCUUUGACCGAAGGGUUGGACUUACAGAGAAGCUGACAGUUGGAAUUUCAGUAGUUAAUGAGAAAGUGAAGUCUGUUGAUCAAAGGCUUCAUGUGUCAGACAAAACAAUGGCAGCUAUAUUUGCAGCAGAGAGAAAAAUAAAUGAUACUGGAUCAGCUGUCAAAACAAGCAGAUAUGUGACUGCUGGAACAGCCUGGUUGAAUGGUGCAUUUAGCAAGGUCGCAAGGGCCGGGCAGACAGCAGGGACAAAAACUAGAGAAAAGUUUAAUGUGGCUGUGUCAAACUUAACCGCCAAGGUGGGUUUCUCCCUCUGUUAACGUUUUCAUUUUUUUCAAUAUUUUUGUAGUUUGAUUCAUUGCUAGAGGAGCAUAACAUUUUGUUAUACGCAGGAUCCACCAAUUGCUGUGUAAAUCGGAUAUUUUGUUCACCAAAAAGUCGGUUUGUUAAGUCUUUCUACAUUGAUGCAUUCAACAACCAUGUUGCUCAAAUUAUCAAAUGGAAAAUGGAUGCAGAGUUCAGAAUUUUUAGGGUUGGUACAGGACGGGACGAAUUCGCGUAAUGUUCCCUUUAUACCUAUUUGUCUUUGGUUUGACGUGUGCACGAUAAGUUUUGGCAUUCAAUAUUUUUCUAUACUUGUUAUUCUUUGAUUUGUAGGGUGCUCUGUUUGUUAAUUCCUUGUAAUUUUGCAGCUUGUCACAUUGGUUUUAAGUGGUAAAGAAAUUAAAUUUUGUGGCAAGAUGAAAUCAUUUCUUCCAGUUCAGGACUUAAUGUUUCUUUCAUCUGUGUAAUUGCGAAGCAAAUGAAAGCAUUAUUAUUUCUGCAUUCA
Messenger RNA from Pistacia vera, 1426 nucleotides. RefSeq names its product binding partner of ACD11 1. The record is from RefSeq and is a predicted model, not a curated record. The coding region runs from base 120 to 917 and encodes 265 amino acids. The transcript is spliced from 7 exons. Lineage: Eukaryota; Viridiplantae; Streptophyta; Magnoliopsida; Sapindales; Anacardiaceae. Gene Ontology annotation, molecular function: RNA binding.